Molecule: messenger RNA, 1335 nt
Organism: Dichotomopilus funicola
Lineage: Eukaryota; Fungi; Ascomycota; Sordariomycetes; Sordariales; Chaetomiaceae
Product: putative sorbitol dehydrogenase
Exons: 3
Coding region: 1-1335 (444 amino acids)
Biological process (GO): D-sorbitol catabolic process
Molecular function (GO): L-iditol 2-dehydrogenase (NAD+) activity; zinc ion binding
Source: RefSeq, a predicted model, not a curated record
AUGGCGCCCUGCGCAACAGGCGAAUCGGCAGCGAUGCACCUUGCCGGCGCCUCCAAAACCUCGACCAUUAACGCGUCCGUCCUCCAUGGGCCACGCGACCUGCGCCUGGAGCGGAGGACUAUCGAGGACCCUAGCAUCGGUGAACUUCAAGUUGCUAUCCACACCACCGGAAUCUGUGGGUCUGAUGUCAGCUACUACAAGAAGUUCGCCAAUGGCGACCUCUGCGCUUGUAUGCCCCUCUCACUCGGCCACGAAUCGUCGGGUGUUGUCGUCGCCAUUGGUCCCCAGGUGACCGGCUUCAACCUUGGUGAUCGUGUUGCCCUUGAGGUCGGCAUUCCCUGUGGCCAAUGUGGCAUCUGCCGCAAGGGCCGGUAUAACCUCUGCAAGCGCAUGAAGUUUAGGAGUAGUGCCAAAUCGGUGCCACACUUCCAGGGCACAUUACAGGAGAGGAUAAAUCAUCCGGCUACGUGGUGUCACAAACUGCCCGACAAUAUCUCCUUUGAUGCUGCCGCUCUCCUAGAACCCCUCUCUGUCGCGAUCCAUGCAGUCAACCGGGCAGAACCGACACCCGGCUCUUCCGCCUUGGUCAUUGGCGCUGGCGCCGUUGGCCUCCUCACGGCGGCCAUGGCCAGGCAGUCCGGCUGCUCGACCGUGACCAUCGCUGAUGUGGAUCAAGGCCGAGUUGAGUUCGCCAUCGCCAAGGGCUUCGCUACCCACGGCUACGUUGUUGAGCGGCCCUUACACAGCUCGCCCAGUUGCUCGUCCAUGUACAGCCCUAGUAGCUCCGGCACAUCCACCCCGCUAGACGGCGUCAUGACGCCUGCCAGCACGCUCUCAGUUUCUUCCCAAUUUGACUACGCCAGGUCGCUUGCCGCCGAUAUGCUCUCGCUUACAGCCUCUGACCCGUCGAUCUACAGCGACGAAGAGGAGGCUGACGGCGUCGACGUCACUUUUGAGUGUACCGGAAAGGAAGUCUGCAUGCACACCUCGCUGUACGCUACCCGCGCCGGCGGCAAGGUCAUCAUGGUGGGCAUGGGAACCCCCGUGCAGACAAUCCCCAUGUCAGUCGCGCAUUUGCGCGAGAUUGAUAUUCUCGGGAUCUUCCGAUAUGCCAACACGUAUGUCACUGGCAUCAAGCUGCUAUGCGCGAGCGAGCGAGCGAGGAAAGCGGGCAAAGCUGGUGUCAGUGGUGGUGGGUGCUUAUUGCCAUUCCUAGACCAGAUGGUGACACAUCGGUUCAAAGGAUUGGAGAAUGCAGACCGGGCGUUUGAGCUGGCGAGUAAAACAGUCGAUCCGGAGGGGAAGCUAGUGUUAAAGGUUGUUAUUGAGGCUUGA